AUGAGGGACGGUUAUACGUGGUUGUGGAUCGAUACGUGUUGCAUUGACAAGCGGAGCAGCGCAGAGCUCUCCGAGGCGAUCAACUCAAUGUAUCGAUGGUACCGCAACUCGCAAAUGUGCUACGUUUACCUCAACGAUUGGUUCUCGCGAGGCUGGACACUCCAAGAACUUGUCGCUCCGAAGGAGGCUGAAUUCUUCAACAAGAGCUGGGUGUCUAUCGGCAUCAAACAGGACCUGACAUCCUUAUUAGAGGACAUCACGCGAAUUCCGGAGAAGAGCGUCCGCGCAGUCGCUCACAUUAUGUCUUGGGCCGCUGACAGGAAGACGACGCGAGUAGAAGAUCGGGCGUAUUCGUUGCUGGGCUUGUUUGGCGUCAACAUGCCGAUGCUGUACGGAGAGGGCUCGAAAGCGUUUCAGCGCCUGCAGCUGGAAAUUAUCCGCAUGUACUAG
This is a messenger RNA of Pisolithus orientalis, 450 nucleotides long. RefSeq lists its product as uncharacterized. NCBI's taxonomy places the organism in Eukaryota, Fungi, Basidiomycota, Agaricomycetes, Boletales, Pisolithaceae. The record is from RefSeq and is a predicted model, not a curated record. The transcript is spliced from 3 exons. The coding region runs from base 1 to 450 and encodes 149 amino acids.